Messenger RNA from Fusarium musae, 1014 nucleotides. RefSeq lists its product as uncharacterized. NCBI's taxonomy places the organism in Eukaryota, Fungi, Ascomycota, Sordariomycetes, Hypocreales, Nectriaceae. Bases 1 to 1014 code for a protein of 337 amino acids. The transcript has a single exon. The record is from RefSeq and is a predicted model, not a curated record.
AUGGCUGCAGCUGUCGGCGUUGGUAUCUUGGCUGGGGCUGCUGGUGGUUAUUUCCUGUCUUCCGAGAUUCGUGAAGAUCACUCUAAUCCAAUUAUCACUGAUGAUAACAGCUAUAUCCACAUUGAUGCAGGUAUGAGCCAGCAAGAUGCAUGUGACUCGGAUGAGGAGUUGGGAACACGCGUGGAGUCUUCAGAUCAUUCUGAAGAGUUUUCCGAGUCCGAAAACGAGGCCAACUCUAUCAACGACAAUGGCUCCGAUGGUUUUGUGUCCGACGAAGAGUAUGAGCUUUCGGACUCUGAGGUUUCUGUAUGUCAAGCUUCAUCCGAUGAUGAGAUCUCGGAGUGGGGAGAGUCAGACGCAGAAUCGAUUCAUGAAGACUCUGACUCUGAUGAACUUGAUCUGGAUAGCCCAUACAUGUCCGCCGACUUUACAGAUAGUGAAGCUUCAGAAGCCGAGGAUCUUGGUGCUCGCGACUUGCAAGCUGAGUCGAGUAGCGACCUCGACACAGACCCAGGCCAAGCUAGUGCUGAAGACUCCGAAUCCGACGAGAAUGGGUCUGUUAACAAUGAAUCCGAGGAUGAUCUCGACGAAUCGGUUCAGUCUAUGGAAUUUCAGCAACAGAAUUACAUGGACCAGCAGUAUCAGCAACAAGGUUAUUUCAAUGCUCAAUAUCAGCAACAGGUAGCUCAGCAAAGCUAUUCAGAAGAGGACGAGCCCCGAGGCGAUCACCAACAGUACCAACAGCAAGGUUACUACGAUCAACACAAUCAAGUAGCUGAGCAAACUGAAUCGGAAGAGGAUGAGCCACAAAAUUUCCAGGCCCAGCAGCAGCAACAACAGCAACAGGCCUACUAUGACGGGCAUCCGCAGAAUCAAGCGCCUGAACAAAGCGAGUCUGAAGAAGAGCCCUAUCGACAACAGUAUCAGCAGCAGGGUUACCACAGUGGGCAGCAUCAACAGCAAGCAACUCAACAGUACGAUUCUGAAGAUGAAGAAGGGCACCAGGUUGCAUAA